This is a messenger RNA of Necator americanus (New World hookworm), 399 nucleotides long. RefSeq lists its product as uncharacterized. The coding region runs from base 1 to 399 and encodes 132 amino acids. The transcript has a single exon. The record is from RefSeq and is a predicted model, not a curated record. NCBI's taxonomy places the organism in Eukaryota, Metazoa, Nematoda, Chromadorea, Rhabditida, Ancylostomatidae.
AUGUCGCAUCUCGUCGAUUCUCAUGAGAUCUGGUCACCUCUGUCCAUUUUUCGUCUCCGUCCACUGCGCCAAAAAUCCAUGAGCACCAUCUACUGCUACUCACCAACAUCAGAAGCUGAUGAAUCCGAAUUGGACACAUUUUAUGAGGGGCUGGAGGAAGAGGUUUGCAGCGAUAAAUCCUUGUACAGAUUCGUUGUUGGAGACUUCAACGCAAAACUAGAGAAGGCUACAGAAGAGAAGUACAGGAUCGGAAUAUUUGGACUAGGGGACAGGAAUGAAAACGGCAACCUUUCACGGGAAUUCUAUUUUCAUGAAAAAGAUCAUCAUCGGUGGACAUGGGAAUCGCCCACGAUUCGUGCGGAGGCCAACCUCAUACUCAACAAACGGGGUGGUGACUAA